This is a messenger RNA of Vespa velutina, 2507 nucleotides long. It is a transcript of the gene pall, whose product is annotated as F-box only protein 28. The record is from RefSeq and is a predicted model, not a curated record. NCBI's taxonomy places the organism in Eukaryota, Metazoa, Arthropoda, Insecta, Hymenoptera, Vespidae. The transcript has 4 exons. Gene Ontology annotation, molecular function: protein binding. Gene Ontology annotation, biological process: protein polyubiquitination. Bases 362 to 1459 code for a protein of 365 amino acids.
UUAAUAUUGCUCAUACGUGUUUAUAUCAAUGAGUAUUCAAAGCAAAGUAGUAAUAUCGAAUAUGAAUUAGGAUUUUUUGUUCCAAAAAUCUUGACCAAUAACUUAUUGAAUUUGUUUAUAAUAAUUAUGUUUAAAGUGAUUUAGGUGAUCUAAAAUGUGAGAUGAUGAAAUAGUUUUAAACGAGUACUUUUUUCAAUUCAUUUAAGAUUGUAUUGUUGUUAUUAUAUUUUGUCAUAUUGGACAGUAUGAAUCAAAUUGAAAAUUGGUUGUGAUGAGUGCGUCCCUGUUGACAAUGAUACAUAAAUAGUGAACUUUAAAAAAAUUAUGGAUAUAUGUGAAACUUCUCUUGGAAUUAUUAAACAUGUUGAACAUAAUUGAUCUUCCUGAUAUUGUGCUGGAGACUGUUCUCUCUAACCUUACUUACGAUGAAAUUUCUAGAUACAGAAUCGUAUGUAAACAAUUUGAUCGAAUUUGUAAAAAACUACUAAAUCGUGGUUUCAAUCUUAUGGAAAAAUAUCAUGCACAAUGUCUACGUGCAGUAAAAAGUCAAUUACCACGUAGGGAAUCUGAACGAAGAAGUCAUCCCUUAGCACGUCAUUGUGGAAUAUUAACAGCAAUAGAGACAAGAAUAUCAAUGUUAUCAAUGACGUUUAUCAAAUAUGUGGACUUAAACUUAUGUUGCUUCAUUCCUGGAAAAGUAAUCGAUGAAAUAUUUCGUGUUCUUCGUUUGAUUCGUGAUUCAAAGACUCUACCUACACCACAUGAAAUAUUGCAAGAAUUACGUGAUAUUAGUAGUAUGGCUAUGGAACACUUUGAUGAAAAAAUUUUACCAGAUUUAAAACAUAGUACUUGUACAUCUGUUGUUAGUAAUGUGGGUUCUUAUGAAUUGCCUAGUGGAAGUUCAAUAAUUUCACAUCAUACUACAAGUUCAAAUAAUACUACAUUAUCGCAUAGUUAUAGUACAGAAAAAUUAAACCAAACAUUUAAGAAAAUUUAUAGUCGUACUAAAAGAAAUAAAAUUUCUGUAACAUUUGUAAAAUUUGAAAUAACUAAAAUGAAAUUAAGAAUGAGAAAACAAAUGAUUCAAAUGCGAGUCCAAAAUUUGAAACUUCAAAAGCAAGCAAAAAAGAUUCAUGAUCAAGAUACACAGUUGGCAGAAAUGAGAAAGCAUCUGGAAGAAUGGAAACAAAAAAUGGGUGAUUUAACUGCUGAAUUAAGUAGGGCAAGGGAAGAAAUACAAAAGCCUGAUUCUAUAGACACUUGCAAAAGAAAACAUAUUGAUAUUAUCAAUCAACGUGACUUUGAUUCUCUUCAAACAAAAGAAUUAAAAGCUAAAAAGCGUAAAUUAAUUGUAGAAAGAAAACCUUCAAAUGAUGCAAAAGAUGUCAAAUUUAAAAAGUUUAUAUCAGAUCUUCUUGCAGGAAAUGCAGUAGAGGGAUACCCAUCUACUUCACACUAAAUCUUUUCUGUAAAUAGUAAGGUCUUGUUCAAAGGCAUGUUCUAUUAUAAUAUUGUUAAUUUUAUACUGUGCAUUUUGAGUUAUUAUUUAAUAAAUAUAACCAAUUAAAUUUAUACAUAUUUACACUAUGUUUAAAUUAUACAAAUUUGUCAAAAAUAAGUAAUACAGUAUUUCAUAAAUUUAAUCAUAUCUCGAAGAUAUUUAAAUCUCAUAUAUUAAUAAAAAAAGAUUUAUCCCUUCUAUACUACAUUCCUGGCAUAUAAUUAAUAUUCUUAUAGAUCAGAUCAAUAAUAAUCAUAUCUUUCUUUGAAGAGUAAAAAUGUGAUAAACUGUAUUAUAUAAAAAAAAAAUUGGAUGGACUAUAGAUAACUCUAACAUAGAUAUAAGGAGUGAAUGUACAUUUAAACUUUUCAAAAGAAUUAUAAAGUUCCAUAUUGAAAUGAAAUUCAUAGCUAUUGUAUCUUUUAUAAAAAAAAUCUCAAUCAUAAAUUAUUUAUAAGUUAAAUUUGCUUGAAUUCAAUUUUAGAUCAAUCAUUAUACACUUUCCUCUGAAUCUGAAUCUUCCUGGAAUAAUAAUUCUUUAUUGAUUUUUUCUGCAUCUUCGCUGUUUAUAAGUUCAACAGGUAGAGAAUCUGAUGAAUUUUCAUAUAAUAUUGCGUGUGCACUUUGUAAAUAGCUUUGUUGUUUCUUUUUAAUCUGUUGUCGAGCAUUAAAUUUUCCUACUUCUGGUAAGACAAAGUUAUAAAUCAUAUCUGCUACCAUUUCUUCUUCUUCAAAAUCCGUCAUACUAGAACAGUUUUAAUUAAUGUUAAUACAUUAGUAUUUGUUGAUUCACAUAUACUUCAUAUUUUAUUAGAUAUAGUAUUAGUAUUUAAAUUAUACUAAUGAACAAUAAAACUGUGUGGUAACAUACUUUCCUAUUGUAUUAUUUGAAAUUUUGUCCACAUGAUCAAAAAAUUGUAAGAUAUGUUGUUCAGCAUUCUGAUAUGAUAUUUCUUCAAUUUCUUCCUUUAUAAUAUCAUCUAAAUAAAUUUCUACGGUAUCUUGA